AAGCAAAUAAAAAACAAUGUGAACGUUUAUCGAAACGAAUUGAUGCUAUAACAGCACCACUGGAAUCAUUAACAACAAAUGAUGUUUAUUCUCAUCCAAAAUAUUCAGAAACUUUAACCAACUUAUUCGAAUGUAUUCAACAGUGUCAACAAUUUAUAGAAAAAUUCUGUGAUGAAAAAAAUUGGAUUAUACGUGUUAUUAAAAAGGAUAGUAAUCAAGAAAACUUUCAAGAAUUAAAUCAAUUAUUAUUACAAUAUUCAACAGAUUUACAAUUGAAUAUUAAUUUAUCAUUCAUAUUUGAUCGAGAACAAGAUACUAAAGAUUUAAAAUUUGAUCAUCAAGAUUUAAUUGAACGUUAUGAUCAAAUUUUUGAUAUGUAUCGAGAAUUAGUGUCGAAACAUGGUGAAAUUCUUGAACGUCUGGAUGAUUUAAAAUAUGAUUAUAAACACAAAUUAUUGAAAACAGAAUUAGAUAUAAAUAUGAAAUUAAUACCGUUGGAUGCAAUAGCAUUAGAUAAAAUUAUUAGUCACGGUAAGUUUAGUAUUGUUCAUCAUGGUCAUUGGCGUGAAAAUGAUAUAGCGGUGAAAUUUAUUCAUCCCGAUUUGACAUUAAAUGAAAGUAUGAGAAAAGAGAUUCUGAAUGAAAUAACAAUUAUGUAUAAAUUAGGUGGUUUUAAACAUAUUGUCAAUAUUCUUGGUGCUUGUAUGGAGAAUGGUAGAUAUGGCAUUGUGCAAGAAUAUAUGUCAGCUGGCUCAUUGUACGAUGUACUGAAACAACGAAAAUUAAUUACAACAUGGUCACAACGUUAUUCAAUCGCAUUGCAAAUGUCAAAAGCAAUUAAUUAUUUACAUAUGGAAAAACCGCAGAUAUUACAUUGCAACAUUAAAUCAGCCAAUUUUCUGUUAGAUU
This is a messenger RNA of Didymodactylos carnosus, 909 nucleotides long. The record is from the annotation of a GenBank genome assembly. NCBI's taxonomy places the organism in Eukaryota, Metazoa, Rotifera, Eurotatoria, Philodinida, Philodinidae.